GACCGGGGCUGGAGCCGGGGCCGGGGCCGGGGCCGGGGCCGGGGCCGGGGCGGGGGAGGAGCGGCGGGAGGCGGAAGUGCCACAAGAGCGGCGCGGCCGGGCGCCUCCUCGCAGACGCGCCGCGGGUGUCGGUGCCGCCGCCGCUCCGCGCCCUGCUCCGCGCCGCGGGGCACCGUCUUUUCGGAGCUGACCCGCGAGCUUUGGACGCCAUGAGCAGCUACAGCGUGUCUCUGGUCGGCCCGGCUCCGUGGGGCUUCAGGCUGCAGGGCGGCAAGGACUUCAACAUGCCGCUCUCCAUCUCUCGGCUGAACGACAGUGGCAAGGCAGCCCGAGCGCACGUGGGCAUAGGCGACGUGGUUCUCACCAUCGACGGCAUAAGUACAGAUGGGAUGACUCAUCUGGAAGCGCAGAACAAGAUCAAGGCGUGUACAGGCAAUCUGAACAUGACUCUGCAAAGAGUGGCGACUGUACCAAAACCUGAUCCUGUUCCUGUACAAAAGGGAGAACCUAAAGAAGUAGUUAAGCCCGUGCCCAUUGCCUCUCCCGCCGCACCCAAAGCCGCUUCCCCGGCCACCGUGGCUUACAAUAAGACACCGAGGCCGUUCGGGGCGGCCGCUUCCUCCAAAGUCACCUCCAUCCCGUCACCGUCCUCCGCCUUCACCCCGUCACCCGCGCCCCCCGCGCCGGCCGCCCCGGCCCCCCGCGCCGCACCCGGACUGCAUGUUAACGCUAACGCUGAGCCGCCGGCGCCCGCCCCCGGCGCCGCUAGAGCUGCCGCUAACGUCCCGCGGCAGCCCGCCGCGUGGGCCGGCGACCCGGCCCCGGAGGUGGCGGAGGGGCCGCGACGAGGACUCAGAGACACCCAGGGGGACAGUAAACUGCCAAAUGGUCCGCCGCGGAAGCACAUCGUGGAUACCUAUACUGAGUUUUACCACACCCCUACUCACAGCGAUGCCAGCAAGAAGCGGCUGAUCGAAGACACUGAGGACUGGCACCCCCGGACAGGGACCACCCAGUCGCGCUCUUUCCGCAUCCUUGCCCAAAUCACCGGCACCGAUCGUAUGAAAGAACCAGAAACUGAAGCUGCAAAGAAGACUAAGGAAAGCCAAACAGAGAAUGGAGACCUCAGCAUACCUGCAGAUCUGCCUAAUGGAACAGGAGCCGAGGAGCCCUCUAUUAAUCUGAAUAAAACCUCUGUAGCUACUCAGACUUUGGGGAUGCCGCCUGUAUCAGAAUCGCCGUCAACGCCUUUACCACCUGCAAGACCGGAGGAGCCUGCUGCAGCUGUUUCGCCCGUAGCGAUAUCCUCACCCGUCAGUGCUCCCUCUCCCAGGCUUCCUGAACACCUUGUCUCCACAGAUCCCGGGAGGGAGACAACCGCGGAGCGGGCGGCUCCCGGCGCCGACGGAGAGAGUCCCCCCUCGGCCAAGCGCUCGGUGGCCACGCAGGCUCCGGAGCCGUCCCUGCCCGCCGCUGCCGCCCCCCAGCCACCUCCGGAAGCCACCCGCCAGGAGCCUCCGGAGCCCCACAGUGAUUCCCUGGAGGUUACCCAGCCUGUUGCUUUUACGGCCGCCUCGGUGAGGAACAUGCCCGCGAGCCAAGAAAACACGGACGCAAGACCUGCCCCGGCCAACAGCACAUCUGCUGCAGCCGUCAAGCCAGCCGGACCCCAGAGCGCUGCCAAAUACUCGGGCUGGCAGCCUCCAAACCGAGCAGCCCCUGCGAGCGGCUGGACAUCGAACAGCAUCAAACCGCCGGGAACAGCCGCCCCGAGCGAGAAGCUGGCGCCGGCACCUCCGCCCGCGGAGCCGGACACGCUGGUCCAGAGGGCAGAGCAUAUUCCCGCGGGAAAGCGCACCCCGAUGUGUGCCCACUGCAAUCAAGUCAUUAGGGGGCCCUUCUUGGUGGCUUUGGGGAAGUCGUGGCACCCGGAGGAGUUCAACUGCGCCCACUGCAAGGCCUCCAUGGCCUACAUCGGGUUCGUGGAGGAGAAGGGAGCGCUGUACUGCGAGGGCUGCUACGAGAAGUUCUUCGCCCCCGAGUGCUCGCGCUGCCAGAGGAAGAUCCUGGGCGAAGUAAUAAAUGCUUUGAAACAAACUUGGCAUGUUUCCUGUUUUGUGUGUGUGGCCUGUCAUAAUCCCAUCCGCAAUAAUGUCUUCCACUUAGAAGAUGGUGAUCCCUACUGCGAGACGGAUUACUAUGCCCUCUUCGGUACCAUGUGCCACGGCUGUGAAUUCCCCAUUGAAGCUGGAGACCGGUUUCUUGAAGCCCUGGGCCACACUUGGCAUGACACGUGCUUUGUAUGCUCAGUGUGUUCUGACAGUUUGGAGGGUCAGACUUUCUUCUCCAAGAAGGACAAGCCACUGUGCAAGAAACAUGCUCACUCUGUCAACAUCUGAUGCUGGGAGCUCAUCUUGUUUAGCAAAUGUUCUGGGUGGAAAGAAAGGUUAAAAUGUCCAUGUUCGGUAAUCGGUUAGAAGUGUUUAUAUACAUUUUUCUUAAAAUGCAAGAGAAAUCUGGAAACUUUAGGGGGUUUGUACACUGAUCUUUGGAGUGUUUAUCAGUUAGGGUUUUGCUUCACAAAAAGAUCCACACACCCAAGCCAAACUGUUAGAGUGCCUUUACUUCUAUACCUGGCACAUUACUGUAUUGGUUUCAUGAUUUUAUGACCACAUUUAUAUCUGCUUCAAUAUUAGAAGGGAAACUUUUAUAAAAAUACAAACCUGAUAUUAGAAAUCUUGGUUUUGCUGCUGUUUGACAAAAAAGAAGGGGUUGAUUUCAGCUAUCCGGAUCACUUUAUUGCGCUGAUGUUUUUUUAAAGUGCAUCUAGAAGUACUGAAGAUAACUCCAUUAUUUCAUGAAAAGAGGAGCUCAAAGCAGAGAUAAGAUUAGAUGGAAUAGAGUUCAGUGACUGACAUUUUCAUCUGUCACUCGUAUUUGUCAAGCCUCCUGCACAAUUAUACCUACCUGUGCCUUUGGCAGUUGCAUCUCUGAUGGGACUGUGGAGAACUGAGAUUUUUACCAAGCUUUUCAGUGGACGAGUGGCUACUCGAGUGAACCAGAAUAAUUUAAAAGAUGCCACUCGGAAGAAAACAUAGGUAGGACACACUUCUUUAAAUCAAGGCGUAUACUACCAGACUAGUAGCCAAAAAAGUGCUAGUGAAAGUGUGCUUGACAGGAAGAAAAUGUCAGAUCAGAUCUUCAAUGUGAGGGAGUGGGGGUUUAUGUGCUUACGUUCAUGGUUCAGGUUUUAGAUAGUUGCAAGUGCCUUGCAAAGGGGAAUUUGCAUUGAUUCUGCAUGUAACAGUGUUUCAUACCCAGAAUGUGAGGCUUUGGUGUCUAAUGAGGGAAACUUCUGAAGUGCAACUGAGGACAUUGUUCUUCUCUCAGUAUAUUCUUUAGGAUGUAGCUCAUGAAUAUGUAUAUUGGCCGUUUGCCAGCUAGUGUACUGAAAACUUAUUUUCUUGCUCAGCUGUUACGAUUUUUAUUAGUUUAGUUUUUCUCUCUUUUCCUCCAGAUGUAAGGAAUAUGUUGUUGAAUAAUAUAAUAUUGAGCUAGGCAGUUCAGUAUCUCUCAGUUGUUGCGAGGGAACAGGGACAAUACUGUCAUUAUGCGUUUCUUGCAACCCAGGAGCCUUUGCCAGUUCUGUGGCUCGAUCUGAACUUCGCCUCCAUCCAGAGAGUGAGCACAAGACCUGUGCGCCAGCUCAGUCCCACUUAACCUCAGAUCAGGGCUUACGUGGUAUGUCACGGUUGUAGGCAUGGAAGGAGGAGGCGAUGGCCCUCUGCACGGGGGUGGGUUUUGCUCCGCAGGGUUGCACAGCAGAGGAGGGGGCCGCUCGGUGCCAGAUGGGAUCCCUGAUGGAAACUGAACUUUUGUGCUAUUUAAUUCAGCUGGGCUGUCAGAGCUGAGCUGUUAGUCUUCCGUGCUCUUCCCAGUAGACGCGAAAAGUGACCAUUUACUAGCGUUUUUUACUGAUGCUAUAAAGAGAUUAUUUACUGAUACGAAGGAGAGAUGUUUAUCUAUCAAAUCACUGGGAAAGUUACAAAGAAUUGGCCUACCCAUUUAUUUGUUUGCUGGGGGUCAGUAAAGCAGUUGUAACAAAAAAGUUGGAACAGAAAAAAACAAAACUGCUGUACUGAAAAAUGAAAAGAUAUUUGGUGUUCAUAUUCGUUCAGUGAGGCAGAUCAAGGUAAUGGGCUGUUUUGGUUUAUUUCCUGAAAUUGUUUUUUAAGUUGUUUUUCUUCAGUACUACCACCUUUCUCUUUCAACGUCUGGUCAUAUGGAAGAAAUAGUGUAAAGCUGUUAAAAAAUGGUUGUGCACCCUUGUAGAUGCGGGUUUGGUUGAAAAUCAGCAGGGUAGAGGCAGACUGGGCAAGAUACGGCGAUAUGAGUCAGGUUGCUUUUGAAACUGGUAGAACAGGGAGAAAUGAGACUCAGUGCUAGGUUUCAGCGGAGCUACGUUGCACAUGCACGAGGAAGGAGGAGGGGAAUGCACAGGAUAAAGUGUUCGGUGACUUUUGUAAUGCAAACCUUGCUAUUUUAACAUAGGAUGGAAACUCUUCAAUGGGCACAGCAUUUGCCUGUGUCCUUGAAAUUAAAUUGAAAUUUUGUAAUCUUAACCUUUAGUGGAAUUACACUUAUUAAUCUAUAUUCGCUAGAAUUUCAAGUUUUGCAUUUGUUAAUGAAUUUGAGGACAAAAGCCUGAAAGGCUCUGAUAGUACUGCUUCAUGUAGCUGCUUUGCCUUGUAAUUUCUGCUUUGUCUAUUUGUUUAAAAAAGGAAUCACUGAUACAUAAUGAGUAUUUAAUGGCUCUACCAAAUUAUAUAAAUGAACUAAAACGAAAAGGAACAUAAUGUUUAUCAUUAUUUUAAUCAGUGAGAUUUUAGUAGAGCACUUUAUAAUAAUGCCAUAUAUCUCACUGAAUAUUUAUUUCUUUUUUCUCGUUAGGACUGUUUCAUGCUGGUAUCUUUGUAUUUUGUUUUAUUUGUAAGCCUGCAUAUUUACCUCUGGAAUCUUUUGAGGGUGUGUGCGUGUGUAUGUGUGUGUAUUUAUAUAUACAUAUCUUCUGUAUACACAAAUACAUAUACGUGUGUGUAUAUUGAGACGUGUGUAUGUGCACAUAUACAUAUACAUGUAUUUGACUGCAGACUUGACAUAGCAGAAAUCAGCACCGUUCCAUUAUCAUUAGGGGUUUUCAUAAGAUUCCCAACUGUUUUUCCUGUGAGAGAUCUAGCAUGUUCUUGUUUUGAGGGAAUGCUAGAAAGUCUGGGGCUCAGUCCCUUCUUUCAGAAACAGAGAGACACAUCAGUAACAUUACUACUGUAGGUUUUUGCAUGCAUUUUCAGUCACUAAUUACUUUUUCUUCCAAAACUGUGCCUGUAAGAUAAUUGGGUUUAACUCUGUUUGCAGGUAGAAGGUCUUUAUAAGUGAAUAAUUGAAUCAUGAUGACAGUUUCAGUAGAUUGUAACUAAAUAAUUCAGAAUUAUGUGUAAAUAUAACAAAUGCUUAAUAUAACAAUGCAAUAAACUUAAGAGCAAAAAUUGAGUAGUGGUUCAGUAUGUGUUGCUCUGUUCAGUUGUGUACCUGUUUUUUAUGGAGCUACUUGCAUCUUCCAGUCACGAAUGGCUUUGCGAACAAGAGUAAGGAAAGGGAACUACAUCGGUUCACAGAUUAGUGAUUUGAAUAUUCAUGUUUUUCAUUUUGUUUUACUCUGAAACAAUCAUCUGUUAUUGAUAUUGCAUUGCUUGCAUUCAGAAGUCUUCGGUUUCAAGUUUUACCUGUUCACAUUUGCAAACUUAAUAAAUAAAAAAACCCACACUUUCUGUUCUCA
Messenger RNA from Dromaius novaehollandiae (emu), 5833 nucleotides. RefSeq names its product PDZ and LIM domain 5 (gene PDLIM5). Lineage: Eukaryota; Metazoa; Chordata; Aves; Casuariiformes; Dromaiidae. Gene Ontology annotation, molecular function: actin binding; muscle alpha-actinin binding. The record is from RefSeq and is a predicted model, not a curated record. The transcript has 17 exons. Gene Ontology annotation, cellular component: stress fiber; Z disc; adherens junction. Gene Ontology annotation, biological process: muscle structure development; actin cytoskeleton organization; heart development. The coding region runs from base 210 to 2399 and encodes 729 amino acids.